Schistocerca piceifrons (Central American locust) is the source of this 468-nucleotide messenger RNA. Its product is annotated as translation initiation factor IF-2-like. NCBI's taxonomy places the organism in Eukaryota, Metazoa, Arthropoda, Insecta, Orthoptera, Acrididae. Bases 1 to 468 code for a protein of 155 amino acids. The record is from RefSeq and is a predicted model, not a curated record. The transcript has a single exon.
AUGGGAGGGGGCGAGCGAGCCGAGCCAGCAGUAACGAGCGAGGUGCCAACUCGGGCGGGCGGGCGCUGUGAGCCGCGCGCCGUGUGCGCGCGUGUGUGUGUGUGGCUGUGGGGUAGGCCAGGUCUGUUGUGGGGUGGCGCAUUCCAGCGCCCCGCCACCCGCGGCAGGUUGGACUUUGUCGGUGGGCCUCAAAGCGGCCGUCCCCGCGCGCCCCUCUCCCCCGCUCCCGCCCCCGCAGCGGCAGAGGCGGCGGCCUCGGUUCCCAGGCCGGGCCCCGCUGGGCGCCGCUCAAUGAAUGGCCCGGGGCCGCGGCGGGCGCCCGCUUUGUCUGCGCAGGACGGCGCCGCGCUGCGCCGUACCACACAUGUGCCGGGCAGACCGCGGAUUUGCGUGAGCGACACCUCGCCGCCGCCGCCGCCGCCGGACAAAGGCCGGCCUGGGACCGCCGGGCGCGCCGCGGUCCCGUGA